Messenger RNA from Nothobranchius furzeri (turquoise killifish), 2030 nucleotides. RefSeq names its product regulator of G-protein signaling 1. The record is from RefSeq and is a predicted model, not a curated record. Lineage: Eukaryota; Metazoa; Chordata; Actinopteri; Cyprinodontiformes; Nothobranchiidae.
CCGUGCACGUGCGUGUGUGUGUGUGAGACGACAAGUUGAAGCAGGCUGAAGGUGUGGCGGUUGAGUGCGCGAGGAGGAGCUCGUUCUGAGUCACGGAAACUUCUGAUGUUGUUCAGAUUGUCUACGUCAGAACGACCGGAACCAGGACGGAGCGUUCAGCUGACCUCUAGUCUCCAGCUUUGAGGUUUUGGACUUCUUCUGAUCCGCGACUUCAGCAGGAAGCGGGUGGUCUGUGAUGGGUAGAACCUCCUGAUCCUGGCCCAUACAGCUGUUCCUGUCCAUCUGUUUGUCAUUACUCUCCUUUACCACCAUGCGUAGAUUUAGUUCUGAGAGCUCCCUUUUGGAUUUGGAUUGCACACCGUGGAAGAAAGCACAGCUGCAAAACCCAGAUCAUGGCAACAGCCUGAAGUCUGGAAGUUACACACAAGUAGAUAAAGGGGUGAGUGGUGUGAUUCCUAUAAUCCAGGAGCCACAAGCAGCUUCCAGUAGAACCAGAAGAAAUCAGUUUAUCAGAAAGAUUAGUAUAAGUGCAGAAAACCUGAAUGAUCUGGGGAAACUGGACAACAACCACCUUGCAGUGAGCACAAUCAACGAGAACUGCAGGGCAUACAGCGACAGUAAGCUGGGUCCGGAUGCCCAGAAUGGAACAGAGAGUCUGGAACGAGGCCAAAAGCCUUCCUCAUCUUCAUCAGCCUACAGAAACCUGCACAAAGCCAAACUUUCAGCUGCUAAACUGCACCUCAAGAGCCUCUUUGGACAGAGUCCACCAUCAUCAAACCCCAACCUGUCUAAUCCAGAAAGCAAAGAGAGUCCUACAGAGAAAAGAUCUCGUCUGCUCUUCUUGCACCAGUGGAGUCCGGCGGGCCACAAUAAGAAGGGGAAGAUCAGCCGAGAUGAGCUGGAGAAGUGGACGGUGUCUCUGAACGCCCUGUUAGCCAGUCCAACUGGUGUUACAGUGUUUGGAGCUUUUCUGCGCUCCGAGUUUAGUGAGGAGAACUUGCAGUUCUACUUGGCCUGUGAAGAGUACAAACACUCCUCCAACAACUUCAGCCUGCACAGGAGGGCCAAAGAUAUCAGCACGAUGUACAUCCAACCAGGAGCUCCACGUGAGGUGAACUUGGACAGUAAAACCAGAGACCAGACCCUCCAGCUACUGCAGGCCCCCAAUCACACCUCGCUGCUUCCUGCUCAGAAACGGAUCUUUUCCCUGCUGGACACAGAUUGUUACCCUCGCUUUCUCCAGUCCAACAUCUACCAGACUCUGUUGCAGGAGGCUGAGUAGAGGUCACAGACCCAGAGGGACGGACGAGCCAAGCACUGUGCAGGACCGACUGGUUCUCUAUAAUAACACUGUAAAUAAUCAAGUUAAACGUGUCGAGCCACAGAACUGCUGCACAUGGAACAAAUAUUUGGGUCUUUGGAACACAUUAAGAGUCAACUGCUGAAUGGAAAUAGAAACUUUUAGUCCUAAGGUGAAGUGAGUCAGAUGGAAACCUUCAGUCAGGACCCACGAUAGUCCGGUUUAUUGAGGAGAGGGCCUGGCCGCUGGUCUUGGUCUGGUUAAUGCUGAGCUGUGUGAUUCCUAACAGACAGGCUUUCAUUCCCACAUGAAUGAAAAUGUAAAUGUUCUGAAUAGUCUGGGCCUUCAGGUGAAUUGGGUCUUGUUAGUUUGGUAACAAAUGUGUACCGUUGUUAAUAAUAUUCUUAUAUUUCUGUGUGGAUCUAUAAAAACCAUGAUCAGCAUCACUGUUUUGUACAACCUGACUGUCAACAUCUUCCUGAAAUCAAAACAAACACCCUUUCUGGUCCAAAAGGCUCAUUGCUUCUUAUUUGAUCUGCAGGAUUUAUGACUGUGGGUCACAGACCAGUUAGUUCCUGGUGCUGGUUUUAAUUUAGCUUCCUGUUUUUAUCAGAUGAUUUAUUGUUUGUAUUUUUCUACUACUGAGAUUUUUCUGUGUAGGUCAGUUUCUGUUAUUCUGUUUGUAAUUCAAUGUCUGAAACUAAAUAAAACUGUUUUCAUUUUUACUCAA